GCCCCGCAGGACCUUUAAUAAGAGGCCGACAGUGUAGCACCGAGGGAGUCAUUCAUCUCUGCUUCAUCCAAACGCUCAUCAUCGUCAGCCAACGCCCAGCCAUGAACUACCACAAGCCUCUUAGAGCGGCCUCAGUGCUGCUGGCCGUCCUCUGCCUGGUCGGAAGCCUCGACAUCGGCUCGGCCAUGCCCAGAGUCAGGGACCGUCCGUCCGGUGGCGAGCCGACGGAUGCGCUGGAUCAGCGCAUCGGCGUCCUCCUGCACAAGAUUUCCAAGCCGAUCGUUUUGGAGAGUUCGGCCGAGUACAAUGUGAUCGGCGUCCAGCAGAAAUCCGACAAAACACCCGUUCCAUCCGAGCUCAGAUCGGACGUCAGGGCGGCCGUUUUCGUCCUCCGUGAGACUCAACUUCAAAUGCUGUCCGCCCUGUCGGCCCAAAUUAAAAUCCAGGAGAAAUUGGCAUUGUGGGCGCCCCAUAUGCCCAAGACUGAAGACCGUCAGAUGGAAAAUCAAAUGGCCAACGUGUUUCAGAAGAUCUCUUCGCCUUCGUCGUCCAGCAGCAGCCAAGGAUGGACGAAAACGGCCGGUCGACCCAACAAUAAAGUGGACGACAUGAGUGACAAUUCCGAAGCGCUUUACUCGGCCAUCAAGGAGAUUGUCGUCGUUUUCCAGGAGACUCAGUUCAAAAUCUCGUCCAUCCUGGCCGUCCAGGCCGACAUCCAAGCCCGACUCGACUACUGGAAAAUCCAGCUGGACCGAAUUUUCGUUCCAGAAGUCAAAAUGGCGCCGUCCAGCAUCCCCCCGAGGGAAAUUCCAUGUUACGCCGAUGACACUCAAUCCAAGUCCAGUUGGCUCCUGAAGGCGUUCGAGUGCCAUUCGGCGAAGCAGGCCACUUUCUGGAUCACUUCCGGCGCCAAUUGGCAGUCCAAGUACGGCAACCAAUCGGCUCUGCAGUUGGCCGUCAGCCAGAACUGGACUCCGGUGGUCCAUUUGCUGUUCAAACGCGGGGCCGAUUGCCGGACCCAAUCCUCGUCCCAACACGAAGAGACGCUCCUCCAUCAGGCCGUCAGGGAGGACGCCGAAGUUUCGCUCUUCCGGCAGCUCCUGACCAACUGCGAAGUCAACGCCACCGACAGUCUACAGAAGCAGACGGCCCUUCACAUUGCGGCCGAGCUGGGCAGGAAAGAGCUGGCCGUCUUGCUGAUCAAACAGGGGCGGGCCAACGUGGAAGCCCAGGACGAAAUGGGAUUCCGUCCGCUACAUUUCGCCAUUAGGAGCCCGCCGAUAGUGACCCUGUUGGUGGGCAUGGGCGUCGAUAUCGGAGCGACGACAGUGACGGGAAUGACGCCACUCCAUCUGGCCGUCAUCGAGAAGCAAAUGGCGACGGUGAAGAUCCUGGUGAAGGCCGGCGCCAAGGUCAGCAACGCCCUGGACAUCUACGGUCACACGCCACUGGACUACGCCGCCCUCAUGUCCGACCACGAAAUGCGGGCCUUACUGGCCCCUUACGCAACUGUCGAGGAAUAUCUCGUAGGAAUCCCCUCCAAUUGAAAUU
Daphnia pulicaria is the source of this 1551-nucleotide messenger RNA. RefSeq names its product serine/threonine-protein phosphatase 6 regulatory ankyrin repeat subunit A-like. The record is from RefSeq and is a predicted model, not a curated record. Gene Ontology annotation, molecular function: protein binding. NCBI's taxonomy places the organism in Eukaryota, Metazoa, Arthropoda, Branchiopoda, Diplostraca, Daphniidae. The transcript is spliced from 3 exons. Bases 102 to 1547 code for a protein of 481 amino acids.